AGCGGUUCUCCGGAGGCUCGGCAAGGUUGGAAGGGUUCCGAUGUCGCGAAAGUGCUCCAAAAGGAAAAUUCGCCAGUGGUACCUUGACUGGGGUACUUCUUGCGGAUCGUUCAUAUAAGCAGUCCAAGCUAACGCGUCGAUUGACGAAGAUUUGUGAUUCUUUUUGGUGAUUUCUUAUUAGAGGAAUUUUUUGCUUGUUUAUUCGAUUUAUUCUUGUAAGUUUCAACAUGAAGAAAAGGCUGAUAAUCUUAUUAGUGGUUUUUGUCAGCAUUUCUGUGUGUAGCUGCUUGAAUUUGGAAGUAAUCAACCAAUGGAACCUGCUGCAAUUUGAUCCGCCUUAUGGUUUUAGUGCUACGGAUUUCAGGCCUGAAAAUACUGUCUUCACAGGUUUAGAAAUCACAAAAGACCGUAUCUUCAUAGCAACUCCAAGACUAAGAGCUGGAAUACCAGCGACCCUUUCAACAAUACCAAGACACACUCCUAAAGGCUCCAACCCUAAACCUCAACCCUACCCGAGUUGGUCCUUUCACGGUGCUGGAUUGGGUUUGGACAACGCUACAACAUGCGCAGGACUAGUUUCUGUAUACAGAAUGAGGCUGGAUUCUUGUGGAAGGCUUUGGGCUUUGGACUCUGGAAUCAUGACGUCGAUAGACGAUUUCCAAAGAAUCUGCCCGCCCAAAUUAGUGGUGUUUGACCUUAAGACUGACCGAGUGGUGAGAACGGUUGAAUUUCCUAGAGAAGUGCUUAGACCUUCUUCCUUAUUGGCUAACUUGAUUAUUGACGAAAGUGUUCAAGGCACUUGCGAUUCUGCGUUUUUGUAUCUUGCCGAUACUGCUGCACCAGGUUUAGUCGUCUAUGAUGCCCUCAGAGACAGAACUUGGAGAGUGACCCACCCCAGCAUGUUUCCAGACCCGAACUUCGCAACUUACACAAUCAACGAUGAAACCUUCACCUUGCCAGACGGUGUUGUAGGUUUGGCCCAUUCACCGAAAAUGGCCACUGUAUUCUUCCAACCUUUGGCCACUGAUAGGAUUUUUAGCAUACCAACUGCUACUCUCACCAAAGGACCUCCAGGAGAAUUCGAAGAUAUUCCUGUGGCUCUAGCAGGAAGAAAAUCGUCACAAGGUUUAGGAUUAGCCUUAAAUCCUAAAGAUGAUACAUUGUAUUUUAGCCCUUUGACUGAAACUUCUUUGGCUUCUUGGAAUCCUUUAACCAACAAACAAAGCUUGUUAGCCUAUAAUCCCAACUUAAUCCAAUUCGCCUCAGAAUUAAGAUGGAAAGAAGACGGUCUUUGGUUUCUGAGCACCAGAUUUCAAAAGUUCUUCAAACGGACAGUGACUCCAAACGAAAUUAAUCUUAGAAUCAUUAGGGUGCCACUUAGAAGCUCCCUCUACCACAAUCCAAACAAUAAUAUUUAUUAUAAAAAGUAAAAUUUGAAGAUUGUAUAAAAUAAAAUAAUAAGGCCCAGUUUAAUUGUAUAAGGAUUUUGAUCUACCUCGUUUUGAUUUUUGUUAAAAUUGGCCUGAAAUUCAAUCCAACAACGAAACACAUUGUAUAUUUAUUAUUUUUGUAAAUAUAAUUAGGUUUUGUAA
Messenger RNA from Ceutorhynchus assimilis (cabbage seed weevil), 1592 nucleotides. The record is from the annotation of a GenBank genome assembly. NCBI's taxonomy places the organism in Eukaryota, Metazoa, Arthropoda, Insecta, Coleoptera, Curculionidae.